AUGGCGGAGCCACCACAACCUCAAAAUCUCAGCGGCCUGACAACACAGUUCCGCAGCGCGGUGGAAAGCCUCACGCACGAAUGGGGCUUCGUUGUCGUGCGCACAGCUUACGCCGUCGGUAUUGACGAAGCACAAUGGGCCGCCGCCUUGGAGAAGCUGCGAGCCUACGCCACUCGGGAAGAUGACGACGCCGAGAUGGACCUCGACACCUUUGCGCUGCCCGUCAUAGCCGACGGUACCAUCCUGCGCGGCGCCGAUUACACCUCCGUGCGCAAGGCCUUCAACGGGUGGGUGAACGAUUUCGUCCGCUGCGAGGGGCCCUCAGAUGACGACUACCAAGAUGAAGCGUGGACGUCCGACGUGCGCCGCGACGUCUGCAUCGUCAUCGACGAGCCUGCGCUGGCUUCACUGCUCAAAGCGCCAGACUUUGUUCCCGGUAAGGUCCCGAACCUUGAAUUGGAACCGUGGGUUGUCGUAGUCGACACCAAAAACCCAGCGAGCGUGCCUUACGGCGGGGGAGGGCCGUACAUGGGCUUCACGAGAUCGCGCGCGCGUGCUCUGGGUCAGCUGUUUGAGGAACUCGGCUCGCGGUCUCUGGCAAGACUAAGCCGUGUUCGAGAGUACGACGGCCAGAUACCGCUUUAUGACGGUUCUUCGCGUGGCAAGCUUAUCGAUCCUGCUGGUGGAGUGGAUGGACGAUACAGGUUUCCCCGAGGCACGCCAAGAGGAGCAGACGGCGGGCGGGCCAUGUUGGAGGAGAUUGAGCGAGCUGUGGGCAGAGCAGACGGCUCAGGUUAUUAA
Molecule: messenger RNA, 801 nt
Organism: Colletotrichum spaethianum
Lineage: Eukaryota; Fungi; Ascomycota; Sordariomycetes; Glomerellales; Glomerellaceae
Exons: 1
Coding region: 1-801 (266 amino acids)
Source: RefSeq, a predicted model, not a curated record